Messenger RNA from Coccinella septempunctata (seven-spotted ladybird), 1175 nucleotides. RefSeq names its product 3-oxoacyl-[acyl-carrier-protein] reductase FabG-like. NCBI's taxonomy places the organism in Eukaryota, Metazoa, Arthropoda, Insecta, Coleoptera, Coccinellidae. Gene Ontology annotation, molecular function: oxidoreductase activity. The record is from RefSeq and is a predicted model, not a curated record. The transcript has 2 exons. The coding region runs from base 299 to 1063 and encodes 254 amino acids.
CCUCUUUCUCUGGCUUAAACUAGAGAUAUAGAAGAGAUAUCUCUGGCUUAAACCAAAGGAGCAAAGAGUUAACUAACUAGCUAGUUAACCCUUUUUGAUUGUUGCAAAUUUUGAAAGUGAUUGCUGGAUUCUGUGAUUCAAGAUGUGGUGACGUGAGAUGGAGUAGGGUUAUGGGAUAAAAACCUUAUCAUUAACAUUUAACAUUACUUAUCAGCAGUUUCAGACUAUUGAUUUAAGUAUUACUUAUCAAUAAGAAUACAUCCUUUGUUCUAAACACUUCUCUAAAACUAUCAAAAUAAUGCAAUUCGCUGGUAAAGUGGUUCUGAUAACUGGAGCUAGCUCUGGAAUUGGAGCUGCAACAGCAAAACUUUUCAGCAAGCAAGGUGCUAGUCUCGCUUUGGCUGGUAGAAAUUUGGAGAAUUUAAAGGAGGUAUCAAAAGAAUGUAGUACUGCAGCACCUCCCUUGAUUGUAACUGGGGAACUUACGAAUGAAAAUGAUGUUAAAGCGAUAUUAGAUAAAACCAUUGAACAUUUUGGAAAACUGGAUGUUCUAGUAAAUAAUGCAGGUAUUAUCAAAUCUGGAAGCAUCGAGAACACUUCUCUAGAACAAUAUGACCAAAUAAUGAAUACCAAUAUGCGAUCUAUUUACCAACUAACAUCAUUGGCUGUACCGCAUUUGAUUAAAACAGAGGGCACGAUUGUUAAUGUGUCUAGCGUCAAUGGUAUUAGGGCAUUUGCUGGUGUUUUAGCUUACUGCGUAUCUAAGGCAGCUCUGGACCAAUUCACUAGAUGUGUAGCCCUUGAAUUAGCUCCUAAAAAAGUGAGGUGCAAUAGUGUGAACCCUGGGGUAACUAUCACAAAUUUACACAAAAGAUCUGGCAUGAAUCAAGAGCAGUAUGAAGCAUUCUUGAAAAGAAGUCAAGAAACCCAUGCAUUGGGCCGGCCAGGUACUGCAGAAGAAGUAGCAAAGACAAUUCUUUUUUUGGCAGGGAAUGAUUCUAGCUUCAUAACUGGGGCAACUUUACCUUGCGAUGGUGGAAGGCAUGCUAUGUGCCCAAGAUAAUUUUUAAAUUUGAGGAUACAUAGUGGUUUUAUUUAUAUAUUUUUUGGAACUUCUCAUUUUUAUUUGUAUCCAUUUAUUGUUUGAAUAAUGAAGCCUUUUAUUUAUCGGCAAA